Schistosoma intercalatum is the source of this 2995-nucleotide messenger RNA. The record is from the annotation of a GenBank genome assembly. Lineage: Eukaryota; Metazoa; Platyhelminthes; Trematoda; Strigeidida; Schistosomatidae.
AUGGCGUAUAAUAAUUCGAUAACAACCUGGCCAAAAUUAUCACAUCAAUUUGAUAUUGAAACAAUGAAACAAUAUAGUAGUUACAAUAUAAUUAAUAAUAGUGAUGAUAAUAAUAAUAAUAGUAAUUGUAAUAGUAAUAAUAAAUCAGAUCCUUAUUCAUUGUUUCCAUCCAAUUCUUUUAGACCAAAUAAAAACUCUCAUGAAAACAAUAAUAUUGAUAAUAAACUGGAACAAUAUACAAAAUAUGAUGUAUUAACACCGGAUAAAUUAUUAUUGAAAAAUGAUCAUUAUAGAAACAAUCAUUUUAAACAUCUUUCAAUGAAUCAAUCUGUAUCGAAUUUGACUAUUCCUAAAUUUAUUAAUUAUGAUAAACUGAUUAAUGAUAAACAGAUAGAUGAUGAACAAAGACUAUCGUCUGGCUCAAAUGAUAUAAAUGCACCAAAAGAUUUACGAAUACGUAAACAAUCACGUUCAAAUUCAAAUCCUAUGCGUUACAAUAAACAUAAAUUAAAACAAUCUUAUCUUAAAAAAGAAAAUAAUAAAAAUACUACUGGAUUUUCAAAUAAUGUAAUAACAAUUCAUAAUACUAAUAUGAAUAGUCAUUGUAAGAUUCCUUCUGAUAUUCAUUUAAGAAACAACUUUGAUAGUAAAAACAUGGAUCCAUCAUCUAAUAAUAAUAAUAAUAAUAAUAAUAAUAAUAAUAAUAAUAAUAAUAAUAAUAAUAAUAAUAAUGGUAAUCAUUUAUUUAAUUCAUCAUAUAAUCCACUAUUAUCAAAUUCUUAUAUUAAACAACAACCAUAUCCUAUAUUUCCACUUAACAAUAAUACUACUGAAAUAGAUAAUCUAAUCAAUUUACCAAAUUCACAAAAUAAUCAUUUUAAUCAAAUUCUUUCACAAGCACAAUUAUCACCAUCAUCAUCAUCACAAUUUUAUCAAUAUUGGUUGCAAAUGAUCAAUACACCAACAUUAUCAUCUGUAGCCACAACAACAACAACAACAACAACUGCAACAGCAACAACAUCUUCAUUCACUGUAACUACACAAGAUAUAAUACCACCGCAAACUUUAAUGACAUCAAAAAUGUUACCAUAUAAUUUUAUUCCAAAUGAAUUACAAACUUUAAGUUCAUUAUUUUAUCAAACUAUUAAACAAUUACAAAUGAAUCAUAAUUUACCUGUAAAUAUUUCUUUAUUUAAUCAAAAUCAUUUUAAUCAGAUAUAUACAACAAUAAUCAAUGAGAAUAUAUCAUUAAUCAAUCAAAAACAAUUAAAUAAUCAUUUUAAUAAUCAUCAUAAUGAUGAUAAACAAUUAAAUAAUUUCACAUUAUUACAUAAUCAAAAUCAUACUACUACUAAUACUACUGUUGCCACCACUAUUAAUACUACUGUUAAUAGUAAUAAUACUCAUAAACUAAAUAGAAAUCAUGAUAAUAAUAAUAGAUCUGAUCCACAAAUAAUCAUAAAUCAAUCAAAAUUAAAAAAUAAAUCAAUAAAAUUUAAUAAAUUAUCGCAAUCAAUAAAAAAUAAUUUAAAUUCACAAAUUAUUGAUCAACAUCAUCAUCAUAAUAAUAAUAAGAGAAAGAAAUAUUCUAACGAAGAUAAGGAGAUGAAUAAUCGUGAUGAUAAUGAAAUAAUGAAUGGAAAUAAUCAAUUAGAAGUUGAUGAAACUGAUUGUUAUAACGAUGAAGAUGGUGAUGAUGGUGGUGAUGAUGAUGACGAUGAUGAUGAUGAUGAUGAUAUUGUUGUUGAUGAUGAAGAAAUUAUAUUAGAUCCUAAACAAAAUCCUGAAAAUAUUCCAAUGAAUAUAUUUAAGUGUAAUUUAUGUAAUAAGUAUUUUGUUACUGCACAUGGUUUAGAAGUACAUGUUAGAAGAGCACAUAAUAAUGGUAAACGUCCAUUUGAAUGUCAAUUAUGUCAGAAAACAUUUGGUCAUGCUACAAGUUUAUAUCAACAUGAAAGUGUACAUUGUCAAGAUAGACAAUUUCAAUGUUCUCAAUGUGGUAAAACAUUUAAACGUUCAUCUACAUUGAGUACACAUUUAUUAAUACAUAGUGAUACACGUCCUUAUCCAUGUCAAUAUUGUGGUAAACGUUUUCAUCAAAAAUCUGAUAUGAAAAAGCAUACUUAUACACAUACUGGUGAAAAACCUUAUAUUUGUUUACAAUGCGGUAAAGCAUUUAGUCAAUCAUCCAAUUUAAUUACACAUUCACGUAAACAUACUGGUUUUAAACCAUUCUCUUGUUUUCAUUGUUUACGUGCAUUUCAACGUAAAGUUGAUUUAAGACGUCAUAUUGAAACACAACAUGGUACAAUAGAUUUAUGUAAAAAAAAUUAUACAUUAGAAAAUAGACAAACUUCUCAUAUAUCUAUUCAUCACAUUCAAGAAAAUCAGAAAAAAUCACAUAAUUUACAUUAUGAUAAUAAAAUUAUAUUAAAUUCAUCAUCAUCAACAUCAUCAUCAUCGUCUAUUUCACCUUUACCAAAUAUACUUUCUAGUCCUACAUCAAUUCAUUUACAGAAUUAUUCAAAUUCAUCUGAUCUAAUUGAUUCAUUUCAUCAUUUCAAUGGUUUAAAUUUAUCUAAAAUAAUCAACACUAACAACACUAAUAACAAUAAUAAUAAUCAUAAUCAUAACAAUAGUAGUAUUGACAAUAAUAAUAAUAAUAAUAAUAAUAAUAAUAAUAAUGGUACUGACAAUAGUAUUAAUGAUAAUAAUAAUAAUGACUGUGAUACAAUAAAUCCUAAAAAUUAUUCUUCAUCUAGCCCAAACAAUAUACAUGGUAAUAAUGAUGAAAAAUUAUUACCUUAUUCAGUAGAGAAUUUACUUAGUUCACUAACAUAGUUUAAUUUGAAAUAGAGAAAAUUCAAUAGUAAUAAUAAAUAAUAAUUAUAUCAUAGUGAUAUAAUGAAAAAUUUGUCAGUUUAUUUUCCCUCCCUCCCUCCCUCCCUCCCUACCUCCCUCGUCUCUUUCUCUUUUAUUAAAGAAACAAAUAAAU